AGUAUACUCAAUUCAAAGUUAUAUUAAAAAAUGACACAAGAAGGUUCAAGAUGGAGAACUGUACCGAUACCUUAUUUGGUAUUAUGUUUAAUAUGUUACUUGAAAGGAUGCUUCGGGGAUGCAGAAAAGGAAGGUGUGGUCAUAGCUGCUGAUGCCGAAUGUAGACAAAUUGGAAGUGAUUUUCUGAACAUAAAGAAAGGAUCCGCAAUUGAUGCUACAAUUGCAACAAUGUUAUGCCUGGGAGUGAAGAUGCCUCAUGCUAUGGGAAUAGGAGGAGGCUUCAACAUGGUUGUGUAUGACCGUAAGUCUGAACGAGCAGAACACAUAGAUGCCAGAGAAGUGUCACCCAUGGCAACAGACACAGACUUAUUCAACAGAACAGACUUUUGGAUCCAUCCAAUGCGUUUACCAAUGAUAAGAAUGGGACUCCUAUCAAUAGCUAUUCCUGGAGAGUUAGCUGGGUACUGGACUGCUCAUCAGAGGCACGGGAAGCUUCCCUGGU
Owenia fusiformis is the source of this 502-nucleotide messenger RNA. The record is from the annotation of a GenBank genome assembly. Lineage: Eukaryota; Metazoa; Annelida; Polychaeta; Sabellida; Oweniidae.